Lachancea fermentati is the source of this 609-nucleotide messenger RNA. The record is from the annotation of a GenBank genome assembly. Lineage: Eukaryota; Fungi; Ascomycota; Saccharomycetes; Saccharomycetales; Saccharomycetaceae.
AUGGGUAUUUCUCGUGAUUCUCGCCACAAGAGAGCUGCUACCGGUGCCAAGCGUGCUCAAUUCAGAAAGAAGAGAAAGUUUGAGUUGGGUCGUCAACCAGCCAACACCAAGAUUGGUACCAAGAGAAUCCAUACUGUUAGAACCAGAGGUGGUAACAAGAAGUUCAGAGCUUUGAGAAUUGAAACCGGUAACUUCUCCUGGGCUUCCGAAGGUGUCGCCAGAAAGACCAGAAUUGCUGGUGUCGUCUACCACCCAUCUAACAACGAAUUGGUUAGAACCAACACUUUGACCAAGGCCGCUAUUGUUCAAAUCGAUGCCACUCCAUUCAGACAAUGGUACGAGGCUCACUACGGUCAAACCUUGGGUAAGAAGAAGAACACCAAGGGUGCCGAAGAAGAAACUGUCGCCAAGUCUAGAAACGCUGAGAGAAAGUGGGCUGCUAGAGCUGCUGAUGCCAAGGUUGAGCACUCUGUUGAAGCUCAAUUCGCUGCCGGUAGACUAUACGCCUGUAUCUCUUCUAGACCAGGUCAAUCUGGUAGAUGUGAUGGUUACAUCUUGGAAGGUGAGGAAUUGGCCUUCUACUUGAGAAGAUUGUCUGCUAAGAAAUAA